Molecule: messenger RNA, 285 nt
Organism: Miscanthus lutarioriparius
Lineage: Eukaryota; Viridiplantae; Streptophyta; Magnoliopsida; Poales; Poaceae
Source: the annotation of a GenBank genome assembly
AUGGAAGCGAUUGCGUACGGUGACCAAACCAUGAGGUUUAACCGUUUGCUUCGCGUAGGAGAAUGUUAUGACUUCAUGAGAGUUGGCUUCGCGCCUACUCAUGUUGGUCCUUUGGGCUAUAUCUUCCGUUUAUGUGCCGACUACUUUGUGGUUCUAUCUCCACAAAGUAUGGCUAAUGCACCACCGAGAGAGCUAUGGAUUUGUCAGUGUCCUCGUAUCUUUAUGGAAUUCGAGGAUGUAUACGCUCAAGCUGAGUACUUUUUUGCAGGUACCACUGCAUCAUAA